GCGUCUCUCUCCUUUCAUCGUCUCUUGUUUCCAAAUAGUCACAUUCAGAGAAAGAGAGAGACUCUUUAGAUUCUGAAGAAGAAGAGAUUGUUUUUUUUGCCUUUAUCAUCAUCGGUUUAUUAAUGGUGGAGUCUCUGUUUCCGAGCAUAGAAAACACAAGUGAAUCGUCUCCGGAGUCGAGACGGAAGAAACCGAGGAUAUCGGAGAUGGCGGAGAUAGAGUCACGACGGAUCAACGAAGAAAGCUUGAAGAGAUGGAAAACGAAUCGUGUGCAACAGAUCUACGCUUCUAAACUCGUCGAAGCUUUACGUCGAGUUCGUCAGAGGUCUUCCACCAGUACGGAGACCGAUAAAGUCGUCUCCGGUGCGGCGAGAGAGAUACGUGAGACGGCGGAUCGAGUUCUGGCUGCGUCGGCUCGUGGUACGACUCGGUGGAGCAGAGCGAUUUUAGCGAGUCGCGUCCGAGCGAAGUUGAAGAAACAUAGAAAGGCGAAGAAGUCAACCGGAAACUGUAAAUCGAGAAAAGGUGUGACGGAGACGAAUCGGAUUAAAUUACCGGCGGUUGAGAGAAAACUGAAGAUUCUCGGCCGGUUGGUUCCCGGUUGCCGGAAAGUCUCUGUACCGAAUCUUUUAGAUGAAGCGACCGAUUACAUCGCGGCGUUAGAGAUGCAGGUUCGAGCCAUGGAAGCUCUUGCCGAACUUUUAACCGCCGCCGCACCACGAACGACGUUGACGGGAACUUAACGGCGGCGGCAGUUAGUUUGUCAGUUGUUAAUUAGCUUUUGUUUUUUUUUACCUUUUUACCCCUUUAUUUUGGCUCAAGUGUUUUUUUUUUUUUUUUUUUAAUCGUCGACGCUAUUUUAAUUUAUUAAAUUCAUGUAUUUUAUUUGUAUACAUCAGUUUUUUAUUUGUAGCCAUUUUGAUCUUUCUUUGGUUUUCCUUAGAUAAUCAAAGUUAUCUAAACAACAACAACAAAAUGCCAACUAAUCUCGAUUCCAAAAA
Arabidopsis lyrata subsp. lyrata is the source of this 1001-nucleotide messenger RNA. RefSeq names its product transcription factor bHLH149. Gene Ontology annotation, biological process: regulation of DNA-templated transcription. The record is from RefSeq and is a predicted model, not a curated record. The transcript has a single exon. Gene Ontology annotation, molecular function: protein dimerization activity. Bases 123 to 743 code for a protein of 206 amino acids. Lineage: Eukaryota; Viridiplantae; Streptophyta; Magnoliopsida; Brassicales; Brassicaceae.